Messenger RNA from Schistocerca gregaria, 552 nucleotides. Its product is annotated as trigger factor-like. NCBI's taxonomy places the organism in Eukaryota, Metazoa, Arthropoda, Insecta, Orthoptera, Acrididae. The transcript is spliced from 3 exons. The record is from RefSeq and is a predicted model, not a curated record. Bases 51 to 434 code for a protein of 127 amino acids.
ACGGUUAUGGCACUUGUAGCAAGGCCCUCAACUUAGAAGCCACUACAGCCAUGAAGGUAGCCCUCGUCCUGCUGAUCUCUGGCGUGUUGCUUGUAGCGUACAGCACGCCGCUGGCUGCUGCAGACGAUGGAGACGAAGUGUUCGAAGAUGACGACGAGACUGACAGCUUAGCAGACGAAGACGCUGACGACAGCGGUGCUGACGAGGUGUUCGAAGAUGACGACGAGACUGACAGCUUAGCAGACGAAGACGCUGACGACAGCGGUGCUGACGAGGGCCUAACUGUAGAGAGCAGGAAGGCAGUCAAAGGUGCUCACGCCCGAGCCGGACACGCGAAACACGCGCGUGCAGGCAGCCGACACGCUGCGAGCAGAGCUGCAAACAGGCCCCACGCCAGGUCAGGCGCCGCCCGCAAAGCCGCCCACAGCGUGUAGCCGCCGCUGCUGAGGGGGCACCACACCAUGGAGGCGCAGUCUGGAGCAGCUCACACUGUCCUGUACUCUACACCGACACGGCAGAAAUAAAUCACUACUGCUCUUUGCAGCAAACAUA